AUGCUACCUGAGCCUCUCAGCGGACCGCUGUGCACCAGGUCCUCCCUCACGAAAAACCUUCUUGAUCUCGGCCUCCACAAGGGGGACAAUGUUCUUGUCCAUUGUUCUCUCAGCACUAUAGGCUGGAUCAACGGAGGACCUGAGACGCUCACUCAUUCACUGUUGGAUGUUCUCACCCCCGAAGGGACGUUGGUUGUGCCCACCCAAACAAGCAGCAACUCAGAUCCAGCAGCAUGGGUCAAUCCUCCCGUUCCUCAAGCUUGGUGGCAAACAAUCCGAGACACCAUGCCGGUCUUUAACCCGCAGACAAGUCGCACUCAAAGAAUGGGUGUAUUGGCAGAAACUGUGAGAAAUUGGCCUGGUGCUAUGAGAAGCUCUCAUCCUCAAACGUCCUUCAGCGCUGUUGGUGCAAACGCGACGUUCAUCACCGAAGUUCAUCUCUUGGAUUGUAUGCUUGGUGAGCGCAGUCCUCUCGCACGCUUGGAAGAGCUGGAUGCAAAGGUUCUACUUCUUGGCGUUGAUUUUGACAAGUGUACUUGUUUUCACCUAGCCGAGUAUAGAAUCGGGCCACAAACAUCCGAUAAUUCGUUUGCAGCAUCAGUGAACGGAGUCCGAGAGUGGGUGACAGUUUCGGAUGUGGCUAUAAAUGAUGACGACUUUUUGGAGUUAGGAAAGGAGUUUUUACGGGAGGGUGAUGUGAUGAGAGGACACAUUGGAGCAGCAUCAUGUUAUCUUUUCUCCCUGAAGAAGGCAGUCAAGUUUGCGCAGAAGUGGAUGGCUUCGCAUAGGACUCCCUCUACACAAUGUUGUUCCACAGUCUCAAAUGAUAGUUAA
Molecule: messenger RNA, 834 nt
Organism: Fusarium venenatum
Lineage: Eukaryota; Fungi; Ascomycota; Sordariomycetes; Hypocreales; Nectriaceae
Biological process (GO): response to antibiotic
Molecular function (GO): aminoglycoside 3-N-acetyltransferase activity
Source: RefSeq, a predicted model, not a curated record